This is a messenger RNA of Oikopleura dioica, 1407 nucleotides long. NCBI's taxonomy places the organism in Eukaryota, Metazoa, Chordata, Appendicularia, Copelata, Oikopleuridae. The record is from the annotation of a GenBank genome assembly.
AUGGCGAGUGCAGGGACCACUGGAGCGUCGGCAACUUCUGCCCAGGCUGGAGCUCUGGGUGGCAAUCUCCUUGGCUACAACUCGUCCUCCUAUGCGUCUGCAUACGCCCAGCGCUAUGCGCAACUAGGAAUGUAUAAUGGCGAAGGAAAUUAUGGCGCCGCCCUCCAGUCGAACAGGACAACUCCGUAUUCGCCCUACUCCUCGACCGUCACCUCGACGGCCUCACAUCUCCAACCGAAAGACAUGGUUAAGCCGCCUUACAGCUACAUUGCGCUCAUUGCAAUGGCAAUUAACUCGGAACCGACGAAGAAGAUCACACUCAACGGCAUCUACAGUUUCAUUAUGGAGCGCUUCCCUUACUACAGGGAGAAUAAACAAGGCUGGCAGAACAGCAUCCGACACAACCUCUCGCUGAACGAGUGCUUCGUCAAGAUUCCACGCGACGAGAAGAAGCCUGGAAAAGGCUCAUACUGGACUCUGGACCCCGACGCAUAUAACAUGUUUGAGAAUGGCUCUUACCUUCGUCGUCGGAAGCGAUUCAAGAAAUGCGAAGCUGUCAAAGAGAAAGAAGAGCGCAAGAAGCAAAUCGAAGAAAUGCAGCGCCAGAAAGAAGCUGUUGCAUUGGCGACCGCGCAGAAUCGACUGCUUCACCAACAAUAUUUGGGUUCUCACUUUGGCGGUGCACAUGACGACCAUCUUGGUGGAGCGCUAAAAACCGAGCCUGAUCUUGCGCACGAUUCCUACGCUGCGGCAAUCACAAACAUGUCGAACGGGCUUUUGAACUACCCUUAUCCAACUGGAGGAUACGAUUCAGAAGCAGCACGUGCCUGGGCUGCCGCUGCGGCCGCUCAAAGUAGCUCAUUUUCGUUGCAUACUGCGUCAGCAUUCUCAGGCCUUCAAUCCGUCCACCACGACCCAAGCCAGCUAGCUGCACUCUACGGUCAAACAUACGGUGCUCAGCAAGGUGCGGGGGAUUACGCGACCAAUUAUCCAAACACAAGCGUAGCAACUUCAACUCAGUCAGCAUCCCUUCCCGAGACGUCGGAAGCGACACGAACAGAUCAAACGACGCCACUGGCUGCGUCUCAUCAGACUGAAGCUCCUGCAGUUUCCUCUGCACGCGUCCUUCCUGCUAACAGCGCUGAUCCGGGCCGUUCAACAACUCCGUCCCAGCCUAUGCCCUCGCAGGGGCAGGAGCCUACACCUGGACUAGGCUCGUCAACAACGAGCACUUCAUCUCCUUCAAACUCGUCGAACCCGUCAUCAAACUCUGCUCCGACGAUUUCGCAGCCUCUUUCGCCGCCAACUCAGCUAAGCUUCGCACCAUCGCCCACCACAAACGGAUUGUACACAAAUCCGGCUCUCUACCAGAGCUACCCCCAGUUGCCCCAGAAUGUCCGAUACUGA